Cylicostephanus goldi is the source of this 522-nucleotide messenger RNA. Lineage: Eukaryota; Metazoa; Nematoda; Chromadorea; Rhabditida; Strongylidae. The record is from the annotation of a GenBank genome assembly.
AGCGAUGUGGAUGAAGAGGAGAGCGGAUCAAGCGGAUCAAGUAUCUCGCGUACCAAACAAGGUUCGCUAGUUGGUAUAGGCAACAACAUCAUGAAAUUCGUUUCUGUUGAUCACUGUUUCCACGAAGGUUAUAUCGACUGUGUUCCAAGAGCUGAUGUAAUCUUCAUACGCUUUGAAAGUUCACCGGAUGAUCCUUGGGCGAUUGAUCAGAUUGAUGUCGACAUUCAUUUUCGGUUGGGCAUCGGACCUGAAAAUGCAUAUCAAUGGCACUUCGAGCAUUCUGUUCUUCUUCCAUGUACUUCAUGGUUGAAAGAUGCAGCUAUGUAUCAGAUAGGCCCACGAAUUGGUCUCUUUGUCAAGCACGCAUAUCACUACAUGCCGAAGGAGAACGAAAGGAUUCGUGAUUGGCACAGUGCUGAUUUGGAGUUUUCCAACAAAGCUAACUACCGGCUUAUGUUUCGUGAUUGCGUAGAAAAUCCGAAAAUUUUGACGAGCUACUGUAAAACCAUGGCACUUCUGUAA